This is a messenger RNA of Papilio xuthus (Asian swallowtail), 1846 nucleotides long. RefSeq names its product acyl-CoA desaturase-like. Gene Ontology annotation, molecular function: iron ion binding; stearoyl-CoA 9-desaturase activity. The coding region runs from base 126 to 1310 and encodes 394 amino acids. The record is from RefSeq and is a predicted model, not a curated record. Gene Ontology annotation, biological process: unsaturated fatty acid biosynthetic process. Gene Ontology annotation, cellular component: endoplasmic reticulum membrane. The transcript is spliced from 6 exons. Lineage: Eukaryota; Metazoa; Arthropoda; Insecta; Lepidoptera; Papilionidae.
ACUACAUUCGUUACACAAUCUAUUUGAAUACAAUAAGAAAAUUUUUUAUUAACACAGAACUCAAACACCUUUAUAAGCAUAUUGUUAAUAACAUUUGGACCAGUAAGAUAGGAAAUUCCAACAAGAUGACAGCUGAAGAUUUGUCAACAGGACACACUGCAAUAGGGAGUGAUCCUGCUUUAGAUUCAAAAAUAAAAAAAUAUUAUACACCAGCCAGAAUUAUUGGAACCGAUUAUACUUAUAAACAUAAAAUUGUUUGGAAAAAUGCUAUUGGAUUUUUGAUUCUACAUCUAUUAGCAUUAUGGGGUUUGUUCAUCUUUUUUACAGGAGGUGUUGGCAUCAAAACAGCAUUAUGGGCUUUUUUUAUCCUGUUUAUCUCAUCUGAAGGGAUAACUAUCGGCGCUCACAGACUAUACUCACACAAAUCCUUUACAGCUACUCCUCUUUUGCGAGGUAUUCUCCUGACGCUUCAAACAAUAGCUGGACAGAACUCGAUGUACAUUUGGUGCAGAGAUCAUCGUCUGCAUCACCGUUAUUCCGACACAGACGCGGACCCUCAUAACGCGAAGCGAGGCUUUUUCUUUUCUCACAUAGGAUGGUUGAUGUCCAAGAAACAUCCUUAUGUCAUUGAGUUGGGGAAGAGGAUCGAUAUGAGCGAUUUAGAGGCUGACUGGAUGGUGAUGUUCCAAAAGAAGUAUUACUAUCCACUAUACGCGUUGUUCGCGCUAUUUAUUCCUGUUUGGGUACCGGUUCAGUAUUUUGGAGAGUCUUUUAAGAAUUCGUUGCUAGUGUGUUACUUCUUCCGAUACCUUUUCCAAGUGAAUGGUACGUGGCUGGUGAACAGUGCCGCUCAUCUCUUCGGUACCAGACCUUAUGACCAAAAUCUUCAACCCGUGGAAUCCUGGUUUGUAUCUUGGCUAAGCUUUGGUGAGGGUUGGCACAACUACCACCACACAUUCCCCUGGGACUACAAAGCAGCGGAACUCUCGAUGCAUUUCAAUGUAUCGGCAAUCAUAAUAAGAUGGCUUGAAAAGAUUGGUCUUGCGUACAACUUGAAGACAGCAUCACCAGAAAUGGUCGCAAAAAGGAUUAUUAGAACAGGCGAUGGUACGCAUUAUGCUCUUGGUAACGAUGACGCUAAAGCAAGGGUCACAGCUAUCGGACCACUGCAUCCUUUCAAUCCUAGCUAUACUACUAAAUACGAAGCACCCGGGGCCAAUCUAAAUGACCAAGGAUUACCACUAUUCCACGAAAUGGACGUUAUAAACGUUAAUAACAAAAAUAUUAAGAGAAAUUUUACCAAAGCUUAAAUUGAAGAAAGUUUCUUUGUGAGUUUCAAUGCUGCAGCACUCAUAUUUUUACUAUUGCCCAUUCUAUAUGAAUAAAACAGAGAUGAUAAUAUUUCUUUCAGGUUUUACGAACAUUAAAAUAAUAACGUGAUAUUUUUGUUGUUUCUCGUUGGACCUAUCAAACCACCGAUUGAUCGGCCUUAUGGGAAACACCCACUGUUUUCAGGUGGUUAUAAGAUAGGGAGGGAAUUGGUUAUGAAUUAAUUAAACCAAUAGUAUAAGAGUCCGUGGGAGAUCGACCUUCACCCAUCUGAUAAUCAGAUGAGACAUAUUAAUUAAAUUGAAUUAAUUCAAUUAAAUAUAACCACGAACACUUUUCGAUAGGUAAGUUAUCAUAAGCAUGUUUCAUCAAUAAUAUUUUUUAAAAAAUGUACCAACUGUUUAGCAGAUGGGUGAAGGUAGACCUCCCAUUGGCUCUUAGACUACAACCUGUCGUUGUAAAUAAGUCUUAUUCCUUUGAGUAUUUUAAUUAAAUGUGUAAGAUUAGUUAUAUUUUG